AUGGCUGAAGAGAAUUUCACAGUUCUUACUGAGUUUAUUCUUUUGGGAUUGACAGAUCGUGCUGAACUGAAAAUUGUGCUUUUUGUGUUGUUCCUGGGGAUUUAUGCCAUUACCCUGGUGGGGAACCUGGGCAUGAUCGUCUUAAUCCACAUCACCCCAAAGCUCCACACACCCAUGUACUUUUUCCUCAGCUCCCUUUCAUUUGUAGAUGCCUGCUAUUCGUCUGCAAUUGCACCCAAGAUGCUGGUAAACCUCUUGGCUGCCAAGGGGACCAUUUCUUUCUUUGCUUGCAUGAUACAACAUUUGUGUUUUGGGGUGUUUGUUACCACAGAAGGUUUUUUGUUGUCAGUGAUGGCCUAUGAUCGUUAUGUGGCCAUUGUGAAUCCUUUGCUUUACACCGUAGCAAUGUCUAAGAGAAAGUGUGUAGGGCUGGUCACUUUAUCAUGGAUAUGUGGACUAAUUAACUCAUUAAUACACACAAUAAGUCUGGGGAGACUUUCCUUCUGUAGGCUGAAUGUCGUCAGCCACUUCUUUUGUGAUAUUCCCUCAUUACUAAAACUGUCAUGUUCUGAUACCUCCAUGAACGAAUUGCUGCUGUUAAUCUUCUCAGGAAUCAUUGCCAUGGCCACCUUCUUGAUUGUGAUCAUUUCCUACAUGUUCAUCGUUUUGGCUAUUCUGAGAAUCCGCUCCGCCUCAGGCAGACAGAAAGCUUUCUCCACCUGUGCCUCUCACCUGACUGCUGUGACCAUCUUCUAUGGUACCUUAAGCUUUAGUUACAUCCAGCCAAGCUCCCAGUAUUCUGUAGAACAGGAAAAGGUGGUUUCUGUGUUCUAUACCCUAGUGAUCCCUAUGCUAAACCCAUUGAUUUAUAGUCUGAGAAACAAGGAGGUAAAAGAUGCUGCAAAAAGAGCCAUAGAACUAAAGCACUCCUCAUGUUAA
This is a messenger RNA of Tupaia belangeri chinensis (Chinese tree shrew), 939 nucleotides long. Its product is annotated as olfactory receptor 5J2. Gene Ontology annotation, biological process: G protein-coupled receptor signaling pathway. The record is from RefSeq and is a predicted model, not a curated record. Gene Ontology annotation, cellular component: membrane. NCBI's taxonomy places the organism in Eukaryota, Metazoa, Chordata, Mammalia, Scandentia, Tupaiidae. Gene Ontology annotation, molecular function: olfactory receptor activity; G protein-coupled receptor activity. The coding region runs from base 1 to 939 and encodes 312 amino acids. The transcript has a single exon.